AUGGUGGCCGGUGGUGUUCAACAACCGCUGCUAUCCGGCGGCGACGGCAACGCGGCUGGUGCCAUCCGACAGAAGCCGCCGGACGGGGUCAAGAGGUUUCGGCGCUGCCGGACGGCUCCUUCCGCCGACCCUGCUGCGUUGGAAGAGCCUCGCCCUCUUACUCCCCCCGGCAACGCCAGUCGGACCGAAAGCGCGGCCUCGCCGGCCAAGGAAGUGCUCGAGAGCGGCCGCCCGAGCUCGAGCUUCCGCCUGGUGGGCCUGCUCCUCUUCGCCUACGUCGUCGCCGGCACCACCGCCUUCUACCUCGCCAUGGACCACAUGUCCGGGCACCGCAGCGGCAGCCGCGUUAUUGACGCGGUCUACUUCUGCGUGGUCACCAUGACCACCGUCGGCUACGGCGACCUCGUCCCGUCCAGCGACACCGGCAAGCUGCUGGCGAGCGCCUUUGCCUUCGGCGGCGUCGCCGUGGUUGGAACCUCCCUGAGCAAGUCCGCCGACUACCUGGUCGAGAAGCAGGAGUCGCUCGUCUUCCGCGCGGUCCACGCCAACGGCAAGCACCCGGCGCGGGAGCUGCGCGCCAUGGAGAUGAACAAGACGUGGUACAAGCUGUACGCGGCCGGGGCGCUGCUGGCGGCGUCGGUGGCGUCGGGGACGCUGGUGCUGUGGAAGGGCGAAGGGAUGCGACCCGUGGACGCCUUGUACUGCGUGUGCGCGACGGUGACCACGCUGGGGUACGGCGACAGGAGCUUCACGUCGUCGGCCGGGCGCGCGUUCGCGGCGGUGUGGGUGACGGUGAGCACGGUGGUGGUGGCGCUCUUCUUCCUGUACGUGGCGGAGCUGUACGCGGAGCGGCGGCAGAGAGCGCUCGCGCGCUGGGUGCUGACGCGGCGGACGACGAACACCGACCUGGAGGCGGCGGACCUGGACGGUGACCGGCGCGUCGGGGCGGCGGAGUUCGUGCUGUACAAGCUCAAGGAGCUCGGGAAGAUCAGCCAGGAGGAGAUCUCAGAGUUCAUGGAGGAGUUCGACAUGCUCGACGCCGACCACAACGGCACGCUGUCGCCCUCUGACCUCGCCGUUGCGCAGCCCACCACCGCUUGA
Messenger RNA from Triticum turgidum subsp. durum (durum wheat), 1101 nucleotides. NCBI's taxonomy places the organism in Eukaryota, Viridiplantae, Streptophyta, Magnoliopsida, Poales, Poaceae. The record is from the annotation of a GenBank genome assembly.